GUCACGUGAUCGCGAGGCGAGGAACGCGUCCAAGAUGGCUGGCCCCCACGAACCGCUUACUCUUGCUCGAGAUGUCAAUCGUGCAAUUGAGCUGAUGGAGAAACUGCAAAGCAGUGGAGAUAUUCCUCCAAAGAAACUUCAGGCUUUGCAGAAAGUGCUUCAGAGUGAAUUCUGUAAUGCCAUCCGUGAGGUUUAUGAACAUGUGUAUGAGACAGUUGACAUUCAAGGCAACCCUGAAGUCAGAGCAAAAGCUACAGCCAAGGCUACAAUCGCAGCAUUUGCAGCAAGUGAAGGUCACGCUCACCCUCGUGUAGUUGAACUUCCUAAGAAUGAAGAAGGUCUUGGAUUUAAUGUGAUGGGCGGCAGAGAGCAGAACUCUCCUAUUUACAUUUCUCGUAUCAUCCCUGGUGGUGUGGCAGACAGGAAUGGUGGCUUGAAACGUGGGGAUCAGUUGCUCUCUGUUAAUGGAGUGAGUGUUGAAGGAGAAAAUCACGAGAAAGCUGUGGAUCUGUUGAAAGCAGCUGAAGGAAGUGUUCGUUUGGUUGUCAAAUUCACCCCAAAGUUGCUGGAGGAAAUGGAAGCUCGAUUUGAUAGACAGCGUGGAUCUCGCAGGCGCUGAUAGGUAAUGGAAUUGUUUGUGACAGACUUGUCUCUGGUGAAUUUCAUUUCACUUGGAGUGUUGUUUUCCAUUGGCAAUCUCAAGGAACAGACAAGCAGAACACGAUAUCCACCAUGAAUUUUUUUAUUUACGGAGUGUUAUUUCGCCUUAUAGUCUUUUUUAAACUUCCAGCCCAAGUUGUUUGAAGACUGGAUAAUGCUAUCCACCAGAUAAAUUUCUAUCCAGUGGAUAAGUGUUAACAAAACAAACUACACUAUUCGCUGGAUAGUGAUUCAUCAUUUAUCCGAUGAUUGGUGUUAUCCACCUUUUGAACAAGCCAGGCCUGUGCAUUUUAAUCAAAAGUAUAGGCACUCUUAAACAGUAUAACAUGCAAUGCAAAAAUAUUUACUUGCAUUUUUCUUCUUAGUCUAGAAUAAACAAUUUGUAGGUUUUUCUGAUACACUUUGAACUUUGUAAACCCAAAUAAACCUGUAGUCAAUUCUUUGCAGUCAAUAGUUUAUUGUUUUCCCUUUUUCUUAGCUUGGGUGUGAUGGUACAUCUUUCAAGGUCUUCUCUGGGAACGUCAACAUAAUCACAACAAUGAUCUUUAUUUUCCUUCAUUUUAGAACUACAUGUUAUUUGGCCCGCGGAUAGCAAGUGCUAAUCUAGGCAGGCCGUUAACUGCCUAUGCAUAGAACUAGAUUAAUUAAAUAACAAUAAAAACAAUUUAAGCAACCUAAAA
Orbicella faveolata is the source of this 1340-nucleotide messenger RNA. RefSeq names its product protein lin-7 homolog C-like. Gene Ontology annotation, molecular function: protein binding. The record is from RefSeq and is a predicted model, not a curated record. NCBI's taxonomy places the organism in Eukaryota, Metazoa, Cnidaria, Anthozoa, Scleractinia, Merulinidae.